AUGAGCCACUCUAUGAGCAGUCCUCGGAAUAUUCAACUAGUAUUCGAAACAUAUCAAAAAGCCCGAUUAGUCUUUGUACAGACGAUGGCUGAAUUGGCAACAAGAGCAACCAAUGUUAAAUGUCUUGAAAGUGCUGGAGUAUUAGAAUUGCUUCGACCCUUACUCUCCGAUGGCUGCAGCACGGUACGCCAGUGCGCGGUGGUGGCGGCCGCGCGGCUCGCUGAGCACGACGAGGCGGUGGCGCGGCAAAUACUGAACAGCGGAAUGCUCACUAUCUCUAUUGAGAAUCUUAACAAGUUUAACGUUUAUUAUAAGCGGUCAGCUUUAUACCUAAUCAGGGCUAUUGCGAAACAUAAUGAAGAACUAGCGUCAGCUAUUGUGAGACUCGGUGCUUUAGAGCACAUUGUUUCGUGCCUAGAAGAUUUUGAUACACAGGUAAAAGAAAAUGCUGCCUGGGCACUGGGAUAUGUGGGAAAACAUAGCGAGCACCUAGCCGGGCUGGUUGUAGAUGCUGGAACGUUACCAUUAUUAGUUUUGGCUUUUCAAGAACCUGAAAUAAGUUUAAAACAGAUAGUUGCGGGUGCUUUAGUAGAUUUAGCACAACACAAACCAGAAGCCGUCGUGGAUGCGGGUGCAAUUUGUCACUUAGUACGCGGAUUAGAGAAUCAAGAUCCUAAAUUAAAGCGCAGUACGCUGUGCGCGCUGAGCGCGGUGGCGGGCGCGCGGCCGGGCCUGGGCGAGGCGGUGGUGGCGGGCGGCGCGCUGCCCGCCGCGCUGCUGCACGCCGGCCACGACGCCGCGCCCGUGCGCCGCGCCGCGGCUUGCCUGCUGCGCGACAUCGUCAAACAUUCCGUCGACUUAGCUCAGUUAGUGGUGAACACUGGUGGCUGUGGCCCGCUGGUGGAGCUGUUAUCGGAAGGGUCGGGGGGCACCCGGGUCCCCGCUUGCAUGGCACUCGGUUAUAUUGCUGGCCAGUCUGACCAGUUAGCAAUGGCCGUUAUUGAAGCAAAGGCAGUGGUAGUACUUGUAGAGAUACUUCAAAGCAAUGAAGUUGAAGAUGCAGACUUAUGUGCAGCUGCAUGGACCCUUGGUCAUAUAGCCAAGCAUUCCCCACAACAUAGUCUCGCAAUUGCUGUGGCUAAUGCACUUCCAAGAUUGUUACAAUUAUAUACAAAUCCAAAAUCAUCCAACGAGGUAAAAGCAAGAGCAUCGUGUGCUUUGAAGCAGUCACUUCAAUGUUGCUUACAUCGACCAGCUCUUGAGCCGCUGCUGCAUGCAGCCCCUGCUUGUAUAUUGAAAUAUGUAUUGGCUCAAUAUGCCAAGAUAUUGCCAAAUGAUGCAAGAGCUCGAAGAUUGUUUGUGACUACGGGUGCUUUAAAAAGAGUUCAAGAAAUAGAUACCGUUCCUGGUACUUCGUUAAAAGAAUACAUUAAUAUAAUCAAUAGCUGUUUCCCAGAGGAAAUAGUUCGGUUCUAUACUCCAGGCUACUCCGAUUCGUUACUUGACAGAGUAGAAGCUUAUACUCCGCAGAUUCCAGAGUUGUUUACAGAUAGGGUACCGAGUGAUUGUCAAAGUGAACUAACCAUCGAAAACGGGAAUUAAAUUUUUUAUAUAUGGCUAUUUAUAUUGAUUUAAUUGAAUACAUUUGUUUUAUUAA
Melitaea cinxia (Glanville fritillary) is the source of this 1657-nucleotide messenger RNA. RefSeq names its product sperm-associated antigen 6-like. The record is from RefSeq and is a predicted model, not a curated record. Gene Ontology annotation, biological process: cilium movement. Bases 1 to 1602 code for a protein of 533 amino acids. Lineage: Eukaryota; Metazoa; Arthropoda; Insecta; Lepidoptera; Nymphalidae. Gene Ontology annotation, cellular component: microtubule cytoskeleton. Gene Ontology annotation, molecular function: microtubule binding. The transcript has 14 exons.